AUGCUCGUGUAUGCAGCCAAUACUUUUCUUACGUUGACAAUGUAUACUUAUUACUUUAUAAAACCUGUUAUAAUAGGCAGUACUACGUUACCAGCUACGAUUCUUGUAUACUGUUUCGUUCAAAUUAUUUCCUCAACAGUAUCAUUAGUCGUCUUGACGAAAAUCGCUAACAGUACAGCUGUUGAGAGUAAAAAAACUGGAGAAAUAAUAGCCGAAGGUAUGGUGAAUCUACACAAUCCUCAAGUUAUUGAUCAGUUAAAUAAAUUUUUAAACUAUUUGAAUCACAAAACCUUACACUUUGGUGUGUCCAACUUUUUCACACUUGAUGGGUCACUUUUAAUGUCGAUUAUUGGAUCGAUCACCACGUAUCUAGUAAUUCUUUUGCAGUUCCAAGAAAAUUCCGAUCAGAAGAGGAAAAAUGAAGAAAUAGUGCACAACGCAGUACUGUUACGUAUGAACCGUAAAAUCAAUGAAUGGAUCUAA
Copidosoma floridanum is the source of this 483-nucleotide messenger RNA. RefSeq lists its product as uncharacterized. The record is from RefSeq and is a predicted model, not a curated record. Lineage: Eukaryota; Metazoa; Arthropoda; Insecta; Hymenoptera; Encyrtidae.